GUUUCCCCCAUGAUGCUAAGCAAGAUGGCGGCGCUCUUUAGUUUCGUUUUCGCAUAACACAGAUAUAAAUUUAGUUGUUUAAGAGUACAGUUGUUAUUGAAGCAUUGAAACUUAAUUAAACCUGUGCUCCGAACCUAAAACUUUUGAGGUGCUUGUAGUAAGGUGUGACAGUGGUGUGCUACCUCCCAUGUGAUGAACUAAAGAGCAAACCUAUAAACAAGAAUGUGAAUGAUGCGACAGCGCUGAAGUGACAAAAGAUAACAUACCGGCUUGCCUACCCACGGCCCCAGAGAAUGAGCGCUGCUAAAAUGGUAGCCGACUCGACCCAGUCCGAACCCGCUGACUGCUUGGAUGGGAAGAAAAAGAAGAAGAAAUUAAAGAAGACAGGUAAGAAGAUCGUCCUGCCCGAGGAUGAGGACUCCGACCUUGACCUGAAGAAAGAGCUGAAGCCAAUCAGUGCCUACAUCAAGGACCGUCCGGCCAUGAUCCGGGAGAUGUUCCGUGCCGUACGUGGUGCCAGCCUGCAUAGGGCGCUGCCGGAUCUGCUCAAGAGUAUCCCCCGUGAUGAGCUGGAGCAGCUAUGCCUGGAGCAGCUGGAGGUGAUGUCCAAGAAACGAAUCCGCCGGAUCAUGGCUGGGGAAGACUCGACCAACAUCUCUUCCUCCGGCACAGAAGACGAGACCUCAGACGAGGAGGUGGCCGUCCCAGACGAACCAGCAGCAGACGUCCCAGCAGAGAGCCACCCACCUGAUUCUACCCGACAGGACAUCAGCACCCAACAAGACCCAGCCCAAGACACGGAGGAGAGUGAAAACGUUGAAAUCAAACACGAGCCCCCAGAGUCGGGGGAGGAGGAGGAAGGGGUGGAGACGUACACCUCAGGGUCGGAGGAUGGGGAGCUGGUUAUUAAGGAGGAGAUGACUGAAGAUGAUGUUCACAUCAAACAAGAACCAGCCAGCGGAGAUGAAGAGAUGGACGACAAAGAUGAGGACGAAAUGUCAGACAUCGAGGAUGAUUUGAUGGCGUCCAUGCAGGGCGCCGCUGAUGAUGUUCUCCCCUCCAUCAUGAUGGACCAGAUGGAACUCCUGGAGCUUGAGAUGAGGGCCAGGGCCAUCAAGGCCAUGCUCAGCUCACACGAUGACGGGGAUUCUUGACUCACAGACUGAUGCAGACUUUCUCUGGUUUAACAUCAGACUUUCUCUGGUUUAACAUCAGACUUUCUCUGGUUUAACAUCAGACUUUCUCUGGUUUAACAUCAGACUUUUGUCUGCUUUAAUCUUGCCGAAUUUUUCUUGUUAAAAGCAGACUUGAUGUGGUUUUUCAUCAGACAUUUUCUGGUUGAUGAGAAGACAUUUUGUGGUUGAUGCGGAGGCAUUUUGUUGUUUAUGCUGCGACAUUUUGUGGUUGAUGCGGAGACAUUUUGUGGUUGAUGCGGAGACAUUUUGUGGUUGAUGCGGAGACAUUUUGUGGUUGAUGCGGAGACAUUUUGUGGUUGAUGCGGAGACAUUUUGUGGUUGAUGCGGAGACAUUUUGUGGUUGAUGCGGAGACAUUUUGUGGUUGAUGCGGAGACAUUUUGUGGUUGAU
Messenger RNA from Physella acuta, 1585 nucleotides. Its product is annotated as caspase activity and apoptosis inhibitor 1. Lineage: Eukaryota; Metazoa; Mollusca; Gastropoda; Physidae. Gene Ontology annotation, biological process: regulation of apoptotic process. The record is from RefSeq and is a predicted model, not a curated record.